Protopolystoma xenopodis is the source of this 351-nucleotide messenger RNA. The record is from the annotation of a GenBank genome assembly. NCBI's taxonomy places the organism in Eukaryota, Metazoa, Platyhelminthes, Monogenea, Polystomatidea, Polystomatidae.
AUGGCGACUGACUUGACUGUUCGCGUGGGCGUCAGCCUCGACCGAUGCUCUUUCCCUUUUGACCCGGUCGUGAUGGCCAUUCUCUUCAGCGUCACCAAGUUGAGUGCUUCAAGUCCGAACCCCUCACCCUUCCCCACCCCCAUUCACACCCCUGUUACUCACCCUCCAGCUCUCGCGGCUCACCGCGCUCCAGCUUCAAACCCGUCAAAGCAACUGGUGCCGCAUGUAAAUUUGUCUCUCACACUCCAACCGUGCCACACACUUUCCGGUCGCUAUGCUAUCCACCUGCACCCACAAAUGCACAUAAACACACACAAUCGCAAUCGGUACAUCAUCGGCAAGCAGUCGUAG